This is a messenger RNA of Linum trigynum, 2879 nucleotides long. The record is from the annotation of a GenBank genome assembly. Lineage: Eukaryota; Viridiplantae; Streptophyta; Magnoliopsida; Malpighiales; Linaceae.
CGUUAUAAUGCCCUCUGCUCCACCUCCAUAACUCCGCAGCUCUUUCAGGGAAUAUUGCCGAUUUCACUCCACUCCACCGUCAGGUUUCCUCAACGUUUCGGACUCGAUCGAUCAUCGUCAAUCUCAUAACGCUAGCUAGCUGCAUUCUCCGUCGUCUGUGAUCAGUAUAAUUAGUUGAUCGAUCAACUUUUCAAAUCAUCAGAUACAGAGAAUCAGAAAAUAAUGGUGUUGUUGGUGGGGAUGUUCGCUUCUACAACAACAUUAUUCACUACAAUACUAGUAUUGUGCUUGCAGCUGCUAGUUCAACCAUGUGUUGCUUUCAUUGAGAUCCCCGGCGGCAUCUGUGGUUCCGAUUACCAAGACGGAAGUUAUGUUGGGUGCGACACGGGCCGCUGCUGCAGCGACACUGGCUACUGCGGUAACGACCGUUACCACUGCGUCACCAACUGUUGGAUGCAAUGUCAUGACGUGGAUGGAGGAGUGAGCAGCAGCGGGCAGCGGCUCCAUAACAUCAGUACCACGAUGAAUGUAGUGAAUGCAACGUACAAUCAAUACUACGAUCCGGCCGGAACGAAGAAGAAGAAGACGAUCAUCAUCAGUGGCUGGGAGGAGGAUGAUAAACUCGUCAACGCUUCCUCGUCUUCGUCGUCGUCGUGGUGUGCAACUUCACUCUCUAGCAUACCACCGGCGCGACGUAACAAGUAUGCUUUGGCUGCUUUUCGUCGACCUCGUAAUCGUACUGUUACUGCGACAACUACUACUGCUAGCAGGAGUAGUUAUUGUGGACAGUGCCUCAAGUUGACGAAUCUCGAGACUGGAGGUGAAGCGAAGGUGCGAGUUGUUCACGAACGUAGUGUCGAAGGUCUUGAAUUGGAUCGCGAAACUUUCAACAAGCUGCGGACUUACGACGACCAUGGAAAUAAUGGGGGUGAAGAUGAUGACUAUCAUGGUGAUCACCUUGUCUUGAAGUAUCAGUUCGAGAAUUGUGAAGACUGAUGAACAAGAAAAGACGACUGGAGGCUAUUGAUGAUCCACUUAUUAGUCCUACAAUAAACGGCAAUGAUUAGCUGAAGACUGAACAAGAAUGACAAGUGGAGGAUAUUGAGGCACAAAUUCCACCUCAAGCAAAAAAUAUGCACAUAACUUAUCACCACCUUUUUUUUCCUUUUAUAUAUCUACACAAUAAAUAAAAGCCAAAUGAGAAAAUUUGAAACCCCAUUUCAAAUUUCCUGCAUCCAGAGUGAAAGUAGGAAGUACAUUUUGGUCUAUUACUUUUUUUUUAUUCAUUAAAAAGACACUUACUAGGAUUCGAACCAUGACCACUUUAAAGAAAAGCAAAAAUCGUAACCAAUCACACUAAGUACAUUCGAAUUGACUCGUUUUAAUUGCCUCGUUUAUAAAACGAGACAAUUGAUCAAAUUGACUCAUUUAUAAAUUGAUCCAUCCAAACGACCCCUAAGAGAAAUUAUUAUCCAUUUAAUAUUCUCUGACUUAAAAGAGAAUAUAAAAUCGAUACGAAGUCUUGGCUGCUUGCUGUUCCAUUUCCUCAACAAAAACUUUCAUACUUCUCAUUACCAACUCCAUACCAUAUGGUAUCUUCUUCGUUUCAAGUCAUUUUCAAAAAAUUUACACAGAAGGAAUGAGUUAAUCAUGAUAAAUUGGAUCUAAAAAUUUUUGGGUGAAAAAAAGCACAAGACCAAAAAAUACCAUACUAUACCACCCUGGUAUCGAGAUUGGUAUCUUGUGGUACUCGAACAUAUCAUAUGGUAUGGACUGGUAAAAAAUACUUCAAAUUUUUUUGUUCCAAAAAUAUAUCAAAGUGGAUACCAUUUUGAAGAAAAUAAUUAAUUUGGUCUAUAUGUGCAAAAAAAUUAAAAUCCGACUUAAAUGAGAGAGAAAUCGUCCAUUAAAAAUUAGCGGGAAAAAGAUUAAAGGCUGCUAAUGUGGCACUGAGAUUGGGUUAUGCAUAAUUAUGCAUCACAAGGUUACUGAUGACCUUUUGGAAACGUCUGGGUUUUGUUUUAAGUUUUUAUUUAAUUAAUUUUCUCGUGUACAAUAGGGAGCUGCCCCUAAAUAACUCAUGUAUACCUAUAAUAGUCAUCAUAUGAAUUUGUGGAGGUAUACCUAUUUAAGCCUAAAAUGCAACUAGGCAGAUAACCAUGACUAUUUGAGUUUUUGAUCUGUACUCUUUUGUUAGAUCUUUUGGGAGGUGAGGAAUCUAUGAGAGGAGUGGCUCCCGUGAUCUACACUCUGACGUCCAAAUUAGUACGAUUUAGUGGAAAAUGCAUGUAAAGUAGAUAUAAAGAGAGAACCAUGUGUAGUGAAUGUGGGGAAGAGAGAGAUCCUUUGCUUGGAGGGAUUGAAGCUCUAUAUAUAGGAGUCUGACACUUUCUUGAUCUGAUGUCUUGGGGUUUCAUUGAGGCUAAUGCAGGGUGCCUUAGAGGCUUAGGCCUCUGAGUGAGCUGGAGGUGUCUUAGAGGCUGGGGCAUCAAGAGAGGUGUCCUAGAGACUGAGGCAUUUGAGUGAGCGGGAGGUCUUAGGGGCAGUCCGACUUCUCGUCCAACAUUCAUCUUCUUCUUCUCGUUGUCCUUCUCCAAAAACACAAACACAAAAGUAAGAAAGGUUGCUGCUUUCAGACUUUGGUUGAAGGGACUCCUGGAGGUGGUUUGCCUAAUUCCUACCAGCAACAAUGUAGUGGAUAAGGCUCUCUAUUUGGUCCGGACUGUUUAGUUUUACCCAAAACCGGACCGGGACCAGACUGAGACCAGAUAGCAAACAAUCCAAUCUCAUAUUCGAGCUUAGAUUUGAGGUAAAAAACCAAGAGACUCCAACACUCAAAUCCCGACAAGCUCAAUCUAAAAUCAAGUUCAAAUUGCGAC